AACCACACCAUUCGAUAGAGAAUUUAAUUCUGUAUCCAACACAACCAUUUAAAACACCAGCACAGAUACUGAAAUGAAUAUUGGCAAAAUAACUCGAAUAUCGUGCCAACUUUCCUUACGUUAGUAACUGUUGGUUGAUGUGUUAGAGAUUCUAGUAUCACUCGACCAAUUCUUGUGGCUGACGAAAUGAAGCUGAUGUUGAGUAGAAUAAAUUAUUUUGUAUUCGAUCUUUUUAGAACUACAGCAGAAUCAUCAUACAAAUACAAAAAUCAACGCCAAAAUCAAGCUCGGUGAUUAACAACCAUCGCAAUACUCAUCUAUAACAAUAAAAAAAAUAUAUAUGCGUUGUGCAGUAAAAGGUAUACUUGUCUGAUAAAGUGAUAAUGUUUUAUACAUCUCAGCUCUAUUAAUGAAGUGGCUAUUUGCACUUAGAUGCAUAUAUAUAUUCUUUGGAUUUAUCGCCGUUGUCUGUCUUCUCGAGAUCUAUCGACUUCGAGAAAUCUUUUUUCAAACGACUGAACAAGCAAUUCAUUUCAUACAGUCGAAAUUUUGCAAGAAAGAUCCUCAAGUAUCAAAAAUAGAUAAUUAUGAUCUAUCUCAAUAUAAAUACCAGUGUCCUCGUCAUCGAUAUGCGUCUCGAAUCAUUGAACGAAGUCCAUUAAUUAUCUACAUUGAACAGUUUCUUACUAAAAAUGAAAUCCGGCAUUUACUCAAAUUGACAGAACGGAACUAUGAACAUUCUGCAAUUUUUGAAUCGAACGGAGGAAAGAGUUUUAACAAAUAUCGAACAUCAACGUCAGCUUUUAUCAAAACCCAUGAAACACCCAUUGUAGAAUGCAUCGAAAGACGAUUCGCUCAAUUUCAAGGUGAUGUAGAUGUUGAUUGUAUCGAGCCAUUACAAGUGGUCAGAUAUACAAACGAUCAACAAUAUGAUCCCCACGUUGAUUGGCUAACCCAUCCGGACACUCUGAAAAAUGGUGGUCAACGAGUAACGACAUAUUUUACUUAUCUUCAAGUCAAUUGUUCCAUGGGCGAAACGGAAUUUGUAGCAAUUAAAUUUAAUAAAUCAUUACAUGAAAGAUUCUGUGAUAUUUUAAUUUGUGAUGAAGAAUCGACUACGCGUGGCCUUCGAUUUCGCCCAUUGCCAGGAAACACAAUCUUUUGGUAUAAUAUGAAUGAAUAUGCAGAACCUGAUGCUUUGACAAUUCAUGCCGGUCGUCCACCUGGUAAAGAUGGUGUGAAAAUUGGUUUAAAUGUUUGGACACGUCUAGACAAAUUUACCUAG
Molecule: messenger RNA, 1285 nt
Organism: Adineta ricciae
Lineage: Eukaryota; Metazoa; Rotifera; Eurotatoria; Adinetida; Adinetidae
Source: the annotation of a GenBank genome assembly